Molecule: messenger RNA, 3178 nt
Organism: Dermacentor albipictus
Lineage: Eukaryota; Metazoa; Arthropoda; Arachnida; Ixodida; Ixodidae
Product: DNA repair and recombination protein RAD54B-like
Biological process (GO): double-strand break repair via homologous recombination; reciprocal meiotic recombination
Cellular component (GO): nucleus
Molecular function (GO): ATP-dependent chromatin remodeler activity; DNA translocase activity; ATP binding
Source: RefSeq, a predicted model, not a curated record
UCAUUAUGGCUAAAGUUGCUGCGGCAGACAGCAAACAAAGAAAGCGAGAAGAUUUAGCGCGGUUAGGUUGAUUCCUGAAUGCAUCUUUCAUAAUGCAUGUAUUGAGUGUAUUCUAUGUGAAACUGUUUGUUACGAAUGAUUUGCAACGCGUUUAGUUGUUCGUGAUCUUGAAACGCGUGUAAGAAAACAUGCGCAAGUCAUCUAUUCUUCAGCAAUCUGCAAAUAAGAAAUUUAACAGCCCUUUCUUGAAGCCAGCGUCGACUGCUUCAGCUGUGAGAGAAAAGGAACAGCCAGAGCUUUGCAGCACUGCGACUGGGUCUCACAAGGGGGCUCAGAAAAGAAGUAUUGGUGAUAUAGUGAACCUUGUCAACCAAUCCCCAGCUGCACAAGACGCAGUGAAGAAGGUCCGUGUAGAGCUGAAUGCUCAACCCAGACAUUCACCGGAUGCUGACAGCUGUAAUGAAAGCCUACCAACACUGCCAACACCAGUGCAGAAUACCAGAACACAGUUACCUCAGUCUGAUGCACCAGGAGCCACUAACAACGCUCGUUACUACAGUGUUGUCUGGUGCAAGAAGUCAAUGAAAAAACACAAGAAGUGGGAAGGUGAUGCUGUGCUCAUAAUCAAAGGACGGUCAGCCACAUUGAGAAGCAUGGAGGGAAAAGAAUUGUCGUCUGCAUUUGGAUACAAAGUGAGGGAGGUUGAUGCAAUUGAAGAAGGAAGCAUUUUCAGCAUUGGUGGCAAGGAAUGUGAGAUACAAGCUUCCAUAUCUACCGAAGAGUACCUUUCAGGGCGCUGUUUCAGUGAUGGGUUUGUACCUGUGGCCACGCAAGAGGACUCAUUACAGCCACGUUCAGCACCUCCACUUAAGACGUCAACACAGCAACACGCCACAGUCAAGUUCCCAGCUUUUAGAAGUCCUCACGUGGGAAGCCUUCCUUCUAACACAAGCAGCAAAAAGAUUUUCAUCCCACUGCCCUGUCCGCUGAUCAAGCCAGACUCACUAGUCAUGCCUCGCCCAAGCAGCAUUCAUCAAUGGGACCAUAACAAGAAGAACCUUCCCGUGACAGAUGUGGUUGUGGAAGACUCACUCGCUCGAUGCUUGCGGCCUCACCAGCGUGAAGGCCUCGUCUUUCUCUAUGAGUGUAUCAUGCAGAUGCGAGCUUUUGAUGGAUGCGGUGCGAUUUUGGCGGAUGAAAUGGGCCUUGGAAAGACCCUGCAGUGCAUUGCACUUAUAUGGACACUUCUGAGGCAAGGACCAUACGGUGGGCAACCAUUUCUUCGUAAAGUCAUCAUCGUGACACCGAGCAGCCUCGUUAAGAAUUGGGUCAAAGAGUUCAAGAAGUGGCUGCAGAACAGAAAUCUUCGAGUCUACCAUGUUGAUCAGAACAACAAAAUUGAUGUCUUUUUAAGUCAACCGUCCACCUAUCCUGUGCUGAUUCUCUCAUAUGAAAUGUACAUGCGUGUCAGCAAUAGCCUCGCCAGCAUCAACUUUGACCUGCUGAUCUGUGACGAGGCACACAGGUUGAAGAAUGCCAACAUCAAAACCACAGAGUCUCUGCACAACUUGGGGACCCUACGUAGAAUCCUGCUGACAGGGACACCUGUACAGAAUGACCUGCAAGAGUUUUUUGCCCUCGUUGAUUUCUGCAACCCUGGAAUAUUAGGCAAGUCGUCAAGUUUUCGCCGCAUUUAUGAAGAACCGAUUCUGAGGUCGCAACUUCCGGGGGCCACAGAAGAAGAGAAGGAGCUGGGCCAGGCGCGUGCCAACGAAUUGAUGCAGGUCACUGCUCCGUUCAUCCUCCGCCGGACCCAAGAUGUCAUUCAAAGCUACCUUCCUGGAAAAGUCGAGUGCGUUGUCUUCUGCCGCCCUCAACCGCUUCAGCUAGCACUCUACCAAAACCUGCUGGAUACAAACAUGGUGCGGGCUUGCCUAAGCAGUUAUCUGUCAACUGAUGCGAACUGUCCCCUGGCUUGCAUUCUGGCUCUUCGAAAACUCUGCAACCAUCCCCUACUUGUUGCGUCCCAGGAAUUUGCUGACAAAGAUGAGGAUGCCGGUUUAGCAACUCUACAUGCCGAAGCUCGCAGAUGUCUCGCUUCAGAACUUGAUCCCAUGUUGAUGGACCUCGAAGCGGGUUCUGGCAAGCUCACGGUUUUGGCUGCUAUGCUUCAUUCUCUGUGGACUUCCUUGCCUCGGGAGCGGAUAGUCCUGGUAUCAAACUUCACAAAGACUCUGGACAUUCUUGAAGACGUGUGCACUCAGAAAGAGUAUCCUUUCCUGAGGCUGGAUGGGUCCACCUCGUCGAUGCAGCGCCUGGAGCUUGUCGAGCGAUUCAACUCUCCACACUCAAACUGCUUUGUGUUUCUGCUCAGCUGCAAAGCUGGUGGCGUGGGGCUCAACCUUGUUGGAGCCAGUCGCAUUGUUCUGUAUGACGUGGACUGGAAUCCGGCAAAUGAUCUGCAGGCCAUGGCACGUGUUUGGAGGGAUGGCCAAUCUCGCCAUGUUUCCAUCUACAGACUUCUGACCACGGGCACCAUUGAAGAGAAGAUAUUCCAGCGGCAAGUGACAAAACAGGAACUCAGUGGAGCUGUGCUGGAUAACAAGAAGGAUGGCAAGAGAGCCAAGUUCUCCCUUGAAGACCUGAAGGACCUGUUCACGCUUGAUGAAGAAACCAGGAGUUCUACUCACAAGUUGCUGGGUUGUAGGUGCGACAGUAUCGAGGAAACUGACGAUGAUUUCUGUGACAGUCAUACCCAAGCUGACUCUGCAAAUGAGCCAAGUAAAAUCCCUAAGCGUUCAUCUCAGCUGGGGAGUGCAACAAGUCACAGCAUCAUCGGAAAGAAGCUUGGCAUGAGUGAUCUGCUCCGGUGGGAACACAUUCCUGCACCAAUUGGCGAGCACUUUUUACAGGACCCUCACCUGGUUGCUGCAGAGGACAACAUCACAUUUGUUUUCCGUAACACUGUCUCAAAAGCACAAACCGAAAAUGAUGUCAGUGCACAACUGUAGCCAUCCACGUCACCCUCCUUAUUUCAAGUGUGUUUGUGAACAAGCACCACUAAUCAUUCAUGCUCAUUACUGUAUUCAUAGUUUAUUUUAGUCUUUGACCAUGAGCAUACAUAUUUAUGUCGGUUGCAAUGUCUAGCAAUAUUAAUAAAGAAAUUAUAUGCUUCGAA